AUGUCCCAGUGCACCUGGUGGCCUCUUCGGGCUGGUGCUCACCUGGGGGAAAAUGGGACCGGCAGGAUGCUCUACCAGAAAGGCGGCACCGACCACGAGCUGUGCCAGCACUGCUCGGACUGCGGCCACAAGGGCUGGACGUGGCCCGGCUCCACCGGGCACUGCCAAAAUCCCAACCCCGGCAGCCUCAGCCACGACAUCGAGGGCUCCUGCCAGAGCCCACCCCAGGGCUGCCACCCUGCCGAGCUGUGCCCACCGCAGCCCGGCUGCUGCCCAGCCCCGCAGAGCUGCAAGCCCCGGCGGAGGGUGGAGGUGAGCCCGGUGCCCCCCGUGUGCCCCCCGCCCGUGAAAAUCCACCGGCGGCCGCUGGAGCAGCACCGGCCUCGCCCGCCCUGCCCGGAGCCCGAUUCCUGCGGGAAGCCCCGCAGGAGAGUGGAGCAGUGCCCGGAGCACGAUGAGGAGCCCCCGGUGGUGCUGCAGCCCCUGCCGCUGCAGCAUCGCUGUCCCUGCAUCCGGCGCUGCCCCCGGGCCGUGCCCCGCUGCUGCCCGCCCGCUGUCCCCCUGCCACCACAUCCCGGCCACCAGCAGCAGCAGCAGAAAGUCACCCUGGUACCGCUCUGUGUGAAGAACUGA
Molecule: messenger RNA, 633 nt
Organism: Cinclus cinclus
Lineage: Eukaryota; Metazoa; Chordata; Aves; Passeriformes; Cinclidae
Product: putative small proline-rich protein 5
Exons: 2
Coding region: 1-633 (210 amino acids)
Source: RefSeq, a predicted model, not a curated record